GUGUUGGGGGGCACGGAGUGCUGGGGGUGCUUUUAGCCAGCCAAGGAAUCGCCCACUGCCAUGAGAGACUUCACCGAAAUCACGCUCUGCCCCGAGGCUCUGGACCACAGCAAGACCGAGUUCUGCAACCCUGUCUUCGAGGGCGAGGAGCCCCAGGCAGCCCCGAGCACGGAGCACCCGCCAGACAAGGAUGGGACCGGCCCUGCAUCACCCCGGGACGGCCUCGGCCAGCAGCUCUGGGGACAGGUAGGCUGGAGGUACCGCGCCGACUGCAAGUUCACCUGGCUCUGCGUGGCUCUGAUGAGCACCAUCCUGCUCUUCCUCAUCGCCCUCCUGCUGGGAAUCGUCAUCCACCAGCUGACGUCCCCACACCCACCCGGCACCCCAGCCACAGCCCUGCCCGCCCGUGGCACGGCCACCACCACCACAGCAGCCACCCCAAGGGACCCCCCGGGCCCCAGAACAGCUGCCACCCCAACGCAGAGCUGGGUGCCCACAGCCCGCACGGCAGCACCGGCCUGUGGAGGGACCCUGCGGGGCCCCGAGGGCUCCUUCAGCUCCCCCAACUACCCCGGGCCCUACCCCCCCGACACCCUCUGCAUCUGGCGCAUCGAGGUGGGCCCCGGGCUCGCCAUCCAGCUGAAGAUGGAGACGUUCAGUGUGGAGGGCACGGCCUCCUGCCUUUUUGACCGUGUGGAGCUCUACGAGGAGCAGGGCGUGGAUCCUGCCCCGGCUCGGAGUGGCCCCACCAGGUUCUGUGGCAACGUGGCCCCCCCGACCUUCAACUCCAACUCCAACCGGCUGCGCGUCACCUUCGUCUCCGACAGCAGCGUGGGCGCCCUGGGCUUCAGCGCCCGCUACCGCGCCGUGGCCCCCAGUGAGAAGAGCUGUGCCUGGGACGAGCACCUGUGUGACCAGGGGCUCUGCCUCCACCUGGGCUUCGUCUGCGACGGGUUCCACGACUGCACGGACAGGAGUGAUGAGGCCAACUGCAGCCUGAAGCACAAAGAGUGUGGGGGGCCACUGACCGCCUUGGAGGGGCACCUCUCCACCCCGAACCAUCCCCAGCCAUACCCACACCAGCAGCUGUGCCUCUGGCAGAUCUCAGUGCCCGUGGGCCACGUCAUCGACCUGCACUUCCACAACUUCAGCCUGGAGUCGCACGAGGACUGCAGCUUCGACUUCGUGGAGGUGCACGACAGCGCGGGCACGGGGGCUGCCAGCCUCAUGGGCAGGUUCUGUGGCCACCAGCUGCCACCCCCCCUGACCUCCUCACGACAUGUCAUGACCAUCCUGUUCGUGGCAGAUGAGGGAGUAGCAGACAACGGGUUCUUUGCCACCUACCAAGCCCGCAAUGCCACUGAGAAGACGUGCAGCCCCGCAGAGUUCUCCUGCAGGAACGGCGAGUGCCGGGCGCUGGAGUCGGUGUGUGACGGCUGGCACGACUGUCCUGAUGGCACUGACGAGCUCAACUGCACCGGGGUGUCCUACCCAGCCUUCGGGUCUGUCUGCGAGCCCGUGCACGUGGAGAUGUGCCUGGGGCUGGGCUACAACGCCACCUCCUUCCCCAACAUCUGGCUGGCCAUCCCGGACCAGGAGGGAGCCGCCGAGGUGCUGCAGGACUAUCAGACGCUGAUGGAGCUCCCGUGCUUCCAGCACCUCCGCCUGCUCAUCUGCAGCCUCUUCGUGCCCAAGUGCACCCCGGACGGGGGGGUCCUGCAGCCCUGCCGAGCCGUGUGCCUGGCGGCAGAGCUGCGCUGCAAACAUUCCCUCGGCCUCCUGGGCAUCCUCUGGCCCAUCAACUGCAACAUCCUGCCCGACUCCAACGACCCCGUGGAGUGCUUCCAGCCCUGACCCCGCAAGAGAAGAGGAGCAGGGGAUGAAGAUACCCUCCCCACCCCAAAUGUCCCUCCUGUCCUCCUCCUGGUGUGAAUGCCAAGCUGCUGGGGUGGCCCCCACCUGCAGCCCCCCUUGCCUGGCUCCUCACCUGCCCUGGGUCAGGCCCUCUGCCCACAGCUCCGAAUCCCUAGAGAGCAGGUGACACAUCCCACAGGGAAAGGCUUGGGCUGGAGGGGCUGUGCUGGGGGCACCAGGGAAAAGGCUAAUGUUCCCCAAACGGAGCAAGGCCAGGUAGAGGUGAGCCAGGCUGCAGGAAGAAGAGCCCAGGACUGCCCGUGUCCAGCAGCCCCAAAGCCAGUGGAAUAAACAGCUUCAGCAGCUGACAA
Messenger RNA from Corapipo altera (White-ruffed manakin), 2225 nucleotides. RefSeq names its product membrane frizzled-related protein (gene MFRP). The record is from RefSeq and is a predicted model, not a curated record. Bases 61 to 1854 code for a protein of 597 amino acids. The transcript is spliced from 13 exons. NCBI's taxonomy places the organism in Eukaryota, Metazoa, Chordata, Aves, Passeriformes, Pipridae. Gene Ontology annotation, molecular function: protein binding.